This is a messenger RNA of Cyphellophora attinorum, 1197 nucleotides long. RefSeq lists its product as uncharacterized. The record is from RefSeq and is a predicted model, not a curated record. NCBI's taxonomy places the organism in Eukaryota, Fungi, Ascomycota, Eurotiomycetes, Chaetothyriales, Cyphellophoraceae. The transcript has 3 exons. The coding region runs from base 1 to 1197 and encodes 398 amino acids.
AUGACUUCAGCAGGCAACAACCAUGCGCUGGUUUUUGGCGCAUCAGGAAUCACAGGAUGGGCGAUCGUCAACGAGAUUCUCAACGGCUACCCUGACCCGUCGACAUUUUCUAAGGUGACGGCUUUGACGAACAGGCCCUUGACCCAGGAGGUCUCGCAAUGGCCGUCCGAUGAGAGACUGAACAUUGUAUCUGGUCUUGACCUCCUCAAAGGCAGUCAGCAGGAACUGGAGGAGUCCUUGAAAGCCAGAGUGAACGGCGUCGACACAGUCACACACGUUUAUUUCUUUGCCUAUAUCAUGGACCCUGAUCCGGCGAAGGAGAUCUCGAUCAACGUCGACUUGUUAGAGCGCGCUGUAAAUGCGAUAGACAGCAUCUCGUCCAGCUUGAAGUACGUGGUGCUCCCAACUGGCACGAAGGCCUAUGGUGUUCAUCUGCUUCGCGAUAACUUUCCGCACGCCAACGCAUUGCCGCUCAAGGAGUCCCACCCGCGGAUACCAGAGCCUUACGCCAGUGAGAUGUUCUACUACAACCAGCUGGACCACCUCAAGCAGCUGUCGGCCAACAAACCAUGGACAUUUUGCGACGUCAUCCCAGAUGUCAUCAUCGGCUUCGUUCCCCACAACAACAUCUAUUGUCUUCCCCAAGCCCUUGGCCUGUAUCUGUCUCUGUAUCGGUAUAUCAACGGUGAGGGCGCCGAAGUCGUGUUCCCGGGCACUGACAACAGCUGGAACAAUCUCGUGAACGACUCCUCACAAGAUCUUAUCGCACGAUUUGCAAUUCAGGCCAGCUUACAUCCAGAGCUGAGUGGUGGUCAGAGCUACAACACAGCGGACGACCCUCAGCCCUCGACCUGGAGCGAGAAAUGGCCAAUUGUAUGCAAAUACUUCGGGCUCAAGGGUGUGGCACCUACGAACGGCUCAGGUCCAGAUCCAGUCGGCUACAUGUCAGACAACAGGGAGAAGUGGCUGGAGCUCGAAGAGAAGCACGGCCUGCAGAAAGGUAGAGUCGGGAAUGAGCGGUCCUUCGGCGGCUUCCCGUACUUCAUCAUGACGAUGCUGGACUUCGACAGGCAGCUGGAUCUGACGAAGGCACAUGACAUGCUAAAGAAGGCUGGUGCCAAAGUGGACGUGUGGUCGAGGGAGGAUUCGUGGUACCUUGCCUUCGACAGGUUCAGGAAGGCGAAGAUUAUUCCAUGA